AUGCUGUUCCACUGUUAUGCAGAUGACACACAAAUAUACCUUGUUAUAAAACCGAACGAAACAUGGCCAGAUUUAAAAAGUCGACUAGAAACUUGUUUAGCUAACGUGAGAAGCUGGAUGUGCGCAAAUCUACUAAAAUUGAACCAGGAUAAAACUGAGUUUAUCGUUUUUUCACCAAAGAGUCAGCUUAAAAGAUCUUUUACACACCAACUUGAUUUUGAUGAUUCUGUCAUCUGUGAAUCAGAUUGUGUGAAGAAUCUGGGAGUGUUUUUCAACAAAUCACUUACCAUGGAGACUCAGAUUAGCGCAGUGUCCAAAUCCUGUUUUUACCAUCUACGAAAUAUUAGUCGAAUUCGUCCAUUCAUAACAGAAGAUGCUUGUAAGACUCUAGUUGUCGCUCUAGUUACAUCAAGACUUGAUUAUGGAAAUGCACUACUCUAUGGAAUUACAGAGACAAAUAUAUCACGGCUACAGAGAGUACAAAAUACGGCAGCAAGGAUUGUCACCCGAACUAGGAAGCAUGAUCAUAUCUCCGAAGUUCUGAUAUCUCUUCACUGGCUUCCAGUUAAAUUUAGAACAUAUUAUAAGAUCCUUUUAUACACUUUCAAAGUACUCCAGGGGACAUCACCAUCAUACCUAAAGGAACUCAUAACAGUCUAUCAACCGUCAAGAACUCUACGCUCGUAUGACUCCAAACAACUUGUGAAACCUCGUGUUCGCACGGAGACAUAUGGAACGCGUCGUUUUGACCAUGCAGCGGCAACUUUGUGGAAUGGUUUACCGGAUGCUCUCCGGUUCCAGACGUCACUUUUAGCUUUUAAACGAGAUCUUAAGACUCAUCUUUUUAAGAUAGCAUACGACGUGUAA
Saccostrea cuccullata (small rock oyster) is the source of this 867-nucleotide messenger RNA. RefSeq lists its product as uncharacterized. Bases 1 to 867 code for a protein of 288 amino acids. NCBI's taxonomy places the organism in Eukaryota, Metazoa, Mollusca, Bivalvia, Ostreida, Ostreidae. The transcript has a single exon. The record is from RefSeq and is a predicted model, not a curated record.